Messenger RNA from Vigna unguiculata (cowpea), 2092 nucleotides. RefSeq names its product L-cysteine desulfhydrase-like. The record is from RefSeq and is a predicted model, not a curated record. Lineage: Eukaryota; Viridiplantae; Streptophyta; Magnoliopsida; Fabales; Fabaceae.
AUGGUCGUCUCUUGUUCUUCAAAUGUAUAAAAGAAGGAGGCAAGGCAAGAAGGAGGCAAGACAACACAGUCUUACUCGUCAAAAUAUAAAUUAAAAAAAAAAAAAAAGCAAAGGAAGUGAAUAACGACAAUCUUCACCGCUCCACUCUCCACUUCAGUCCCCAGUUGUUCACCCGAGCGAUGCUAUCUCCAACUUCAAACCCUCCGAUUAAUCAAACAAUGACCACUCUUCCCCAAUCCCACAACCCCAUCCCAAACCCUUCCAUGGAUAACCAAAUCCACCGAAACGGCGACGUAGAGCCCAACCAUCGCGCCGCCAAGAAACCCAAACUCGCCCACUCCAUUUCCGACUCCGAGAUUCGCGAGGAAUUCUCCCACCACCAACGUGGCGUCGCUAGGAUCAAUAAUGGCAGCUUCGGAAGCUGCCCGCGUUCCGUUCUCGCCGCGCAGUCUGCAUGGCAGCUCCGCUUUCUCCAGCAGCCCGACGACUUCUUCUUUAACGUGCUCCGCGGCGGCAUCCUGGAAUCGCGCGCCAUAGUCGCAGACCUAAUCAAUGCCGACCACAUCGACCGCCUCUCACUCGUCGACAACGCCACCACGGCCGCCGCCAUCGUCCUCCAGCAGAUCGGUCGCCGCUUCGUGCACGGACAUUUUCGCCGGGAGGACUCUGUCAUAAUGUUCCACUGUGCCUACCAGGCCGUAAAGAAGUCCAUCGAAGCCUACGUGACUCCGAUUGGUGGCACAAUCGUCGAGGUCCAGCUCCCGUUCCCGGUGCGUUCCGACGAGGAAAUCGUAAGCGAGUUCAAGAAGGGCAUUGAGAAAGGUAAACUCAACGGCGGAAGAGUUAGGUUAGCGAUAAUCGAUCACGUAACGUCUAUGCCUUCGGUGGUUCUCCCCAUUCGCGAAUUGAUUAAGGUUUGCAGAGAGCAAGGAGUGGAACAGGUUUUCGUCGACGGCGCCCACGCCAUUGGAAGCUUGCCCGUGGACGUGAAGGAAAUUGGGGCUGAUUUUUACGUGAGCAAUUUGUAUAAGUGGUUUUUCUCUCCGCCUUCGGUGGCUUUUUUAUACUGUAAAGAGAAUUCAAACGACGUGCACCACCCUAUCGUUUCCCAGGAGUACGGAAAGGGGUUACCGGUUGAGAGUGCAUGGGUUGGGAUGCGGGACUAUAGCCCCCAACUUGUUGUGCCGUCGAUUUUGGAAUUCGUGAAUCGGUUCGAGGGUGGGAUUGCGGGGAUCAUGCAGAGGAACCAUGAUGAGGUAGUGAAAAUGGGGACCAUGUUAGCGGAGUCUUGGGGAACGAUUCUAGGGUCUCCUCCUGAGAUGUGCGCUAGCAUGAUUAUGGUGGGGUUGCCUUCUAAGCUCUGUGUGAUGAGUGAUGAUGAUGCCUUGCGGUUAAGGUCGUACCUAAGGGUCUAUCAUGCAACUGAGGUUCCUGUAUAUUACCAGGUUUUGAGGAAUGAUGAUAGGGAUCCCAGGGACAAGAAUGGGUAUAUAACAGGUUAUGUCCGGAUAUCUCAUCAAGUUUAUAAUACUGUUGAUGAUUAUCAGAAGCUUAAAACAGCGAUUAAUCAGCUUUUGGAGGAUGGAAAAAUUUGCAGCGGGCUUCCUACGGAGUGAUUUGCAAAAAGAGAAAUAAAGAGAUUGUGUUAAACUAACACGUGGCUGCCUUACAUUCCAAUGUAUGCUGUGACUAUGCUAUGACUAAAUAAUUCAUUGGAGCUGCUGCCUCACAGACGCAAUGAUGUCAAUUUGUCAUAUCGCGUAAUUACUCUUUGCUCCUUUUAAGUAUUAGAUAGUCUUUAUUCGGGGAUUAUAAUAGAUUAUAAUAGUUGUUGGUGAGGUCCACUAAUUGAGAGGCUGCAUCUUGCUUUCACCAUGGGUCACAAGAAGGAUUGUUUCUAUUUCUAGGUCCAUGAGGAUCCUACAUGAAACUUCAUAACAAUUGUCAAGGGUUUGAGCAGCUCUGUUCCAUCAAAUUUUUCUUUUUCUUGGUUUUUUUCUGUUGUGUACUUUUGUCCAAUCCUCUCAAUUUUUGUGAUUUUUGUUCUAUUUCAGUUUUUUAUAAUAAAAAGUAAAAGAGUAAAUUAUACUCA